AGAAAGCUAAUAAUGCAAAUCAAGAAAUCAGCUUGGUAGAACAAGAUCCAAUUCAUAAAUGGUGUACACAUAUUAAUUCCUUGUUGCAGUCCAAAGUUAGUGGUGCGAAAUGGGCUGGAGUUUCUUUUGUGAAAAUUUCUAUCCAACAAUCUGAGAUACUGUUUACUCAGAACUUACAAUCAUGGUCCUCUGCUUUAUUAACUUUGCUCACACGACCAGAAUCAACUCUUAUUUUGUCCGAUGUCAUUUUGAUGCUUUCUAAUAUGUUUGAAAAAACAAUUAACAAACCAGAGUUACAAAGGGAGGUAACUUCACACCAACUUCCUCGUUUUAAUAUGACUCUCUUAAAUCUAUCUGAAAAUAAAGAACUUUUG
Molecule: messenger RNA, 374 nt
Organism: Racocetra persica
Lineage: Eukaryota; Fungi; Glomeromycota; Glomeromycetes; Diversisporales; Gigasporaceae
Source: the annotation of a GenBank genome assembly